Rotaria sp. Silwood2 is the source of this 309-nucleotide messenger RNA. Lineage: Eukaryota; Metazoa; Rotifera; Eurotatoria; Philodinida; Philodinidae. The record is from the annotation of a GenBank genome assembly.
AUGCAUCGUAGUAUUGUCUUUUUAAAUGGUCAUCUUCAUUCUCUCCGUAAACAUUUAUAUGCUCGACAUUCUGAUGGAUUACUCGAACUUGAAUUAGAAGAUUGGAAAGUAAAUCGAAAAUUUCGUAUUGUCACAAUCGACGCCGGUAUAUUAUCAUUUGGAGACUUUCGUUUUGGUCAAUCUAUUUAUGCUGUUAUUUGUAAUCCAAAAGAAACUAAAUUUAAAACACCAAGAGAACCACUUUAUCGUCUAAGUCAAAGUACACAUAUUCGGAUUCUUAUUUUUUUAAGUGACCAAUUAUUAAUGUAA